UGAAAGGGCUCCCUAAAUUAUGCCAGGCGGUCUUCAAACCAAAAAGAGGUGCAUGGGUUGGCCAGAAUGUUGAGUAUGGACAGCGCUGAUCUGUCCAUGGUGCUGAAAUGACGGGUGCAAGGACUAAAUCCUUUGCUGGAGUGCACGGAGGAAACGUGGCCAGAACUUUAGACGACAUUUGGAUCGAGCCGUCGGUUCUGAAAGACAGAGACUCAUUCGCAGUCCCGAGUUUUAGUAAGACUUGCAGAAAGGAUUUUAAGAACUGUUCUGGUUUCAUCGGAUUAAUACACGCUUCAGGCUACUGCACUCCUGAGGAAUACUGUGCAUCAUGUUAUACCUUGGAAUCUGAUAACUGAUGACAACACCGUCCUAUUUCUGGUUCUUUUGGAUAUAUUUCAGUGGGAGCGAAAGGGCUAACAAGCUUUGUUCAGGAAGCACAUAACUAGAUCUUAUAUCUCAGGAGAAUUUCUACCAACUGAUGCAAAACAGAGAAACAACAAGAAACUAAAAGAGCUACAAUAAACACUGCAAAAGCACUUGACAAGUGAAAAUUUAAAAUAAAACUACAAACCUCAACAAUGCUUUAUAAAAUAUGCAGUGGAAAAUAAGUGAACGUAUUUCAACUCCACAGAUGUCUUUUGAUAAGUUUGAUGGGCAAACUCUGCCUUUUGUUUGGUGCUCUCCAAGCAGAUCCCAGAUAAUUGCAUAGACAACAGCAACUCAAAGACAAUUUUUUUUUCCUGGCAGUAUUAUGUCAGAAAUGAUAAUUCCAUAACAAUGGCAUGCAAAAGAGAUAUCUAUUUUUGGUCUGAACGUUUGUCUUUGCUUUUAUUUCUGUUUAGUUUUCAAUGGCUUAGUCCAGUUAUUGGAAAGCCUAAAGCAUCAUCACGUCCCCAUGUGAAUUCCAUUAGAAUUGAUGGGGACAUUGCUCUGGGGGGACUUUUCCCUGUGCAUUCACGGGGUGGGUCUGGUGCUAACUGUGGAGAGCUGAAGAAAGAAAAAGGAAUACACAGGUUAGAAGCAAUGCUGUUUGCCUUAGAUAGGAUCAAUAACGAUCAAGAACUUCUUCCCAAUAUCACACUGGGUGCUCGGAUCCUCGAUACUUGUUCCAGGGACACCCAUGCCUUGGAGCAGUCAUUGACAUUUGUGCAAGCUUUGAUUGAAAAAGACAGCACUGACGUGAAGUGCAUGAGUGGAGGACCACCAAUCAUUACCAAGCCAGAACGAGUGGUGGGAGUUAUAGGUGCUUCAGGAAGUUCUGUAUCUAUAAUGGUGGCCAACAUACUACGUCUAUUUAAGAUUCCUCAGAUAAGCUAUGCAUCCACCGCCCCAGAGCUUAGUGACAACAGCAGGUACGACUUUUUCUCUCGUGUGGUUCCAUCCGACACCUUUCAGACACAGGCCAUGGUUGAUAUUGUCAAAGCAUUACGAUGGAAUUAUGUUUCUACCCUUGCCUCUGAGGGAAGCUAUGGAGAGAGUGGAGUGGAAGCCUUCAUACAGAAAUCUCGGGAAGACGGUGGAGUCUGUGUGGCCCAGUCACUGAAGAUUCCACGAGACCCAAAACGAGCAGAGUUUGACAAAAUUAUCAAGCGUCUUCUGGAAACUCCCAAUGCACGUGGAGUCAUUAUAUUUGCAAAUGAAGAUGACAUCAGGCGCGUGCUGGAGGCAACAAAAAGGGCCAAUCAGACCGGCCACUUCCUGUGGGUUGGAUCAGACAGCUGGGGUUCCAAAGUGACACCAGUACUGCAGCAAGAGGAGGUUGCAGCUGGAGCUGUCACUAUCCUUCCCAAGAGAGUUUCAGUCCAAGGUUUUGAUAGAUACUUCAUGAGCCGUACUCUGGAGAAUAAUAGAAGAAACAUCUGGUUUGCAGAGUUUUGGGAAGCAAAUUUCAACUGCAAGUUGAGUCGGCAUGGAUUUAAACGAGGGAGCCAUGUUAAAAAGUGUACAGGCUUGGAACGAAUUGGCCGGAAUAAUUCUUAUGAACAAGAAGGGAAAGUGCUUUUUGUUAUUGAUGCAGUUUAUGCCAUGGCACAUGCUUUGCACAACAUGCACAAAGACCUCUGCCGUGGAUAUGUUGGACUUUGUUCCAAAAUGGAUCCGAUAGAUGGCAAGAUCCUCCUUGAAUACAUCCGUAAAGUCAACUUCUCUGGAAGUGCAGGAAUCCCUGUGACCUUUAACGAAAAUGGAGAUGCUCCUGGACGUUACGAUAUUUAUCAGUACCAAAUCAAGGACAAUUUCACACGUACAUAUUCAGUCAUUGGACAGUGGGUGAAUAAACUUCAUUUAAAUAUUCGUACAAUGAAAUGGCCAUCAGGAUCCCGACAAAUCCCAGUGUCAAUUUGUAGCCUCCCAUGCAAACCAGGCGAGAGAAAAAAAAUUGUUAAAGGCAUUCCUUGUUGUUGGCACUGUGAACUCUGUGAUGGAUACCAAUACCAGGUGGAUAAGUACAAUUGCAAAGUCUGCCACUUUGACAUGCGACCCAAUGAGAACCACACAGGAUGUCGCCCAAUUCCCAUAGUUAAACUGGAAUGGUAUUCCCCUUGGGCAAUUGCGCCUGUAUUUUUUGCAAUUAUUGGUAUUAUUGCUACAUUGUUUGUUGUCAUUACCUUCAUACGCUAUAAUGACACACCAAUAGUGAAGGCAUCUGGACGAGAAUUAAGUUAUGUGCUUCUCACAGGAAUUUUCCUCUGUUAUGCUAUUACAUUCCUUAUGAUAGCAGAGCCCGAUGUAACCAUCUGUUCCAUGCGACGCAUCUUCCUUGGGUUGGGAAUGAGUAUUAGCUAUGCAGCUCUGCUCACCAAGACCAACAGGAUAUAUCGGAUAUUCGAGCAAGGCAAGAAAUCAGUCACUGCUCCCAGGUUUAUUAGUCCAGCUUCACAGCUUAUGAUAACUUUCAGUUUUAUCUCAGUGCAACUGUUGGGAGUCUGUAUCUGGUUUAUUGCUGACCCACCCCAUUCCUACAUCGACUAUGACGACCAAAAGACUGCCAAUCCUCAGUUUGCUCGUGGAAUUCUCAAAUGUGAUAUUUCUGAUCUGUCUCUCAUCUGUUUACUUGGAUAUAGCAUGCUCCUCAUGGUCACAUGCACCGUGUAUGCCAUCAAAACCAGAGGGGUUCCAGAGACCUUCAAUGAGGCCAAACCUAUUGGAUUUACCAUGUACACCACCUGCAUUGUCUGGUUAGCCUUCAUUCCAAUAUUUUUUGGCACUGCUCAGUCUGCAGAAAAAAUGUAUAUUCAAACCACCACUUUGACUAUUUCCAUAAAUCUGAGUGCUUCUGUGUCGCUUGGCAUGCUGUAUAUGCCCAAAGUAUAUGUAAUCCUAUUCCACCCAGAGCAGAAUGUGCAGAGGCGCAAGCGCAGUCUAAAAGCCGUAGUGACAGCGGCCACAAUGUCCAACAAGUUUACCCAGAAAGGAAGUCUCCGUCCUAAUGGAGAGGCCAAAACUGAACUAUGUGAAAGUCUGGAAACCCAAGCAUGGUUUCCUGGGGUACAGCAAUAGGGAUACAGAGGUGAGUUUUGACAGCAGCUCAGCAUUACCUACUAAGCAAACAUACGUCAGCUACAGUAAUCAUGCAAUCUGAAUAAACAUGACACUCCCUAAGGGUCUUUCGAGAUUUUGCAGUGAAGAAAGACAGAUGCAUCUUUGGUCUGGAUAUCCACUUACAGAUGCCAGCAAGGGCCAUUGCAGAGUUCCUAACAGACUGAUAGUAAAAGGAUUGUAUCCAAGCUUAACAUUCAUUGGGAGACCCAAAAUAUCAAGAUGACAAACUGCACGGAAGGAGGAUGACAAUUCCUGAAUCUUUUGAUUCCUUGAUGAUUUGUCAACAGAAUUAACUCCCUUUUAAAUCUUGUGAAGUUGUCCGUGAUUGUGUCAGAGUUGUUUUUAUUUCUAUUGAUUUUGAACUUAAUCUAUGUGUUGCAAAAUGAAAUAUGUCUAAGUGCUCACCAAAUAGAUGACAAGUUAAUGUAUGUGACAAACUGACUGAAAAAUGUCUGCUUUAUGUCCUGACCAAUCAAAAGUACAGUGCCUGGUUGUUUAUGAAUACGUAAUGGAAAGUGUAGAGCAUGUUCAUUUUUAUACAAAAGAGUUUCUAAUAAAAUAGUGUUUUGCAACUCUGUGGGGUUUCUUUACAGUGAAUAGAAUCUUUUGAGUGAAUUGUAUGACAGUGGAUGUAUUCUGCACAUUGAAAUGAGUUUUCCCCUUCUCUUUGUUCUAUUCCUGUAGGUGGAGUACUUGAAAUUGCAAUAACUAACCUCUUAAUGAGGUUGAUAGUUGGUAGGACAAAGCUAAAGAAUUAAUUCAAACUUAUCAGACAUAAGUUUAAGCCAUAUUUGUCUCAUGCAUACCACUCCCAACCAAUUAGUUCAUGUGUAUUUUCUGUCAAAAUUGGAUAAUGCUUCUACUUUAUUUAAGUAUAAUCAGGAUUUUGUUUUGCUUUAACAUAAAUAUCAGUUUUGUCUUAUGCCUUUAUCUUAAAAUAUAAGAGGCAAUUAGUUUCAACAAUAUGGGCAUGUCAACCCCAGUAAACAAAUCAUUCUUCGAUUAAUCAGUUAAUAAUGGGCAGAAAACAUUUUCUUUUUAAUUAGUAGUUCUUAUGUUCUUCCUAUUUCUUUAAAAUGUCUUGAUCUUCUAUUUUUGCCAACAUGAUUGGAAAUGCUAAAGUAGCUGAACACUGAGCACAACGACAGCUUGCACGUUAGAAUUCCUUCUGAUAUCUUACAUUGUUACAAGAGACCGUGGUGGCUAUGGAGUUAUAGCAGACACCAAACUGAAGAUAACUGAUUAAUUUGAGGCAAAAAUCAAGGGGAAAGCAGGUGAAAUGUGAUCUGGUUAUGCCUAUUUUCCUGGUGGAAACUGGAUGCAAAAUGGUUUGGUCUGGAGGCCUAAACUUCCAUGUCUAAACAAACAUUGACAGCAUAUCAGUUCAAACAGUCUAGUAGCAUUCCCAGCAAGCAGUCAUGCAGCUGUAAAUAAGGAUUUAUCAAUUUACCUUGAGCAUAGCAGUGUUGAGUAGACCAUGUUUUGGAUUAGCCCAUUUCCAAGCCUUUAAAUAAUAAUUUCAACAUGGAAGACACAGUUGACUGCCAUUUGCACACCUACUCGAUUGACUCCCACUUAUCAUCUGUCUGAGAUCUCAGUAUCCUGAUUCUGUUUCUCUCUUUCUCUCUCUCACUAGAAUUUACGGCUGCCUUAGGGGUAUAUAUCUGUUGCACAUAAGUUAUUGUUGCAAUGCUAAUGAGGCUGGUGGAGUAAUAUAUAACUGGUCUCAUUAGGCCGAAUUUCAGUGUAAUCACUGGGCCAUAGUUUCUCGACCACAAUGAGAUAUUUAGCAACACACUGUGAAUAUAGGAAAGAAUUUCAAAGGACCAGAUGUUAAUAGAAAUAAAUAAAAUGAUUUUUUUUGUUGCACAUUUGGUGUUCUCAAAUCAUUCAGAAAGGUUUUUGAGUGGUAGUUAUUCAGUUGCAAAACUUGGCAGUUAACUUUUGGACUAAGAUCUCACAAAGAGUAGUAAGAUAUG
Molecule: messenger RNA, 5519 nt
Organism: Pristis pectinata (smalltooth sawfish)
Lineage: Eukaryota; Metazoa; Chordata; Chondrichthyes; Rhinopristiformes; Pristidae
Product: metabotropic glutamate receptor 4-like
Exons: 12
Coding region: 778-3498 (906 amino acids)
Biological process (GO): G protein-coupled glutamate receptor signaling pathway; regulation of synaptic transmission, glutamatergic
Cellular component (GO): membrane
Molecular function (GO): adenylate cyclase inhibiting G protein-coupled glutamate receptor activity
Source: RefSeq, a predicted model, not a curated record